Messenger RNA from Naumovozyma dairenensis CBS 421, 726 nucleotides. It is a transcript of the gene PRE7, whose product is annotated as proteasome core particle subunit beta 6. The record is from RefSeq and is a predicted model, not a curated record. Bases 1 to 726 code for a protein of 241 amino acids. The transcript has a single exon. Gene Ontology annotation, cellular component: proteasome core complex. Lineage: Eukaryota; Fungi; Ascomycota; Saccharomycetes; Saccharomycetales; Saccharomycetaceae.
AUGACGACGAUUUCAUCUGAAUACUCAUCAGAAGUGAAUUCCACACCAAUUGAACAUGCAUUCAAUCCAUACACAGAUAAUGGUGGUACCAUUUUAGGUAUUGCCGGUGAAGAUUUUGCCAUCCUAGCAGGAGAUACUAGACACACGACAGAUUAUUCUAUUAAUUCUCGUUAUGAACCUAAAGUGUUUGAUUGUGGUGAUAAUAUUGUAAUAUCAGCAAAUGGAUUUGCUGCAGAUGGUGAAGCAUUAGUGAAAAGGUUUAAGAAUAGUUUGAAAUGGUAUCAUUUUGAUCAUAAUGAUAAGAAACUAUCAAUGAAAUCAGCUGCAAGAAAUAUUCAACAUCUCUUAUAUGGGAAAAGAUUUUUCCCUUAUUAUGUUCAUACUAUUAUUGCUGGAUUAGAUGAAAAUGGUAAAGGAGCUGUAUAUUCAUUUGAUCCUGUUGGAUCAUACGAGAGAGAACAAUGUAGAGCUGGUGGUGCUGCUGCAUCUUUAAUUAUGCCCUUCCUUGAUAAUCAAGUAAAUUUUAAAAAUCAAUUUGAACCUGGUACUGAUGGUAAAGUUAAGAAACCUUUGAAAUAUUUAAGUAUUGAUGAAGUUAUUAAAUUAGUUAGAGAUUCAUUUACAUCUGCGACAGAAAGACAUAUCCAUGUUGGUGAUGGUCUUGAAAUUUUAAUCGUCACUAAAGAUGGUGUAAGGAAAGAAUUUUACGAACUAAAGAGAGAUUAA